Podospora anserina S mat+ is the source of this 1527-nucleotide messenger RNA. RefSeq lists its product as uncharacterized. Gene Ontology annotation, molecular function: carbohydrate:proton symporter activity. Gene Ontology annotation, cellular component: membrane. Gene Ontology annotation, biological process: transmembrane transport; carbohydrate transport. The transcript has 3 exons. The coding region runs from base 1 to 1527 and encodes 508 amino acids. Lineage: Eukaryota; Fungi; Ascomycota; Sordariomycetes; Sordariales; Podosporaceae. The record is from RefSeq and is a predicted model, not a curated record.
AUGUCGGCUAUCAUCUCGACCCAACCCUAUCUCUGCCAGUUCAACCAAAGGGGCCAUGAUGAGAAUGGCCUCUGUCUCGGACCCACUGACGACGUUCAGGGUGGUAUCACUGCUGCCAUGCCCGGCGGCUCUUGGCUCGGCGCUCUCGUGUCUGGCAUUGUCUCGGAUGCUUUUGGGCGCAAGACUUCGAUUCAGCUUGGCGCCAUUAUCUGGAUUAUUGGUUCAGUGGUUGUAUGCGCUUCGGUCAACAUUCCCAUGUUGGCCAUUGGUCGCGUCAUCAACGGGUUCUCGGUCGGAAUAUGCUCUGCCCAAGUUCCUGUGUACAUCUCUGAAAUCUCCCCUCCUUCGAAGCGCGGUCGUCUCAUCGGUUUCCAACAAUGGGCUAUCACCUGGGGCAUACUCAUCAUGUUCUUCAUCUGCUACGGCAGCUCCUUCAUCCCGGGCACCGCCGCCUUCCGUCUUCCUUGGGGUCUUCAAGCUGUUCCCGCCGUCCUCCUGUUCCUGGGACUGGUCUUUCUUCCGGAGUCCCCUCGCUGGCUCGCCAAGAAGGAUCGUUGGGAGCAAGCCGUGGAAGUGCUGACGCUGAUCCACGGAAAGGGAGAUCCCAACUCUCCAUGGGUCAUAAGGGAGCUUUCGGAGAUUCGCGAGGUGGUGGAGUUUGAGCGCGCCAAUGCUGAUGUCAGCUACUUUGAGCUCUUCACUCCCGGCAUGAUUAACCGAACCCAGGUCGGCGUCUUUACGCAAAUUUGGUCGCAGUUGACGGGCAUGAAUGUCAUGAUGUACUACAUUACCUAUGUUUUCACCAUGGCAGGCCUGUCCGAGCCUGGUACCAACGCCGUCCUUCUCCCGAGCGGCAUUCAGUUUGUCAUCAAUGUCGUGAUGACCGUUCCCGCCCUCCUCUGGAUGGAUCGCUGGGGUCGCCGACCGACUCUCCUUGUGGGCGCAUUCCUGAUGUGUUUCUGGCUGUGUAUCAACGCAGGCCUCUUUGCCGUCUACGGCCGCGCGCCCUACCCCGGAGAGUUCAUCUCGACGGCAGAGUCGAUGGCGGUGGAGGGACCGCCCGCCAAGGCUAUCAUCGCCGCGACUUACCUGUUUGUCGCCUCAUUUGCGCCCACCUGGGGUCCUGUCUCCUGGACCUACCCUCCCGAGCUGUUCCCCCUUCGUCUUCGUGGAAAAGCGGUUGCCCUGUGCACAUCGGCAAAUUGGGCCUUCAACUUUGCCCUGGCCUACUUUGUUCCUGCGGCCUUUGCCAACAUUACCUGGAGGGUCUAUGUUAUUUUUGCGACAUUCUGCGCAGCCAUGUUCCUGCAUGUAUUUUUCAUGUUCCCGGAAACCGCCAACAAGCCGCUUGAGGAGAUUGAGGAGAUGUUUGAUGAUACCAAGCCUGGCGCCAUCAAGUAUAUUGGGACUCCCGCUUGGAAGACCAAAAAUACGCGCAAUCUUGCCCUCAGACAGGAGCGCAACGAAAUGUUGUCGUCGGAGGAAAAGAUGGGUGUCUCUGGAGAACACAAGGAAUCAGCUGCUUGA